This is a messenger RNA of Rhodotorula toruloides NP11, 1389 nucleotides long. Its product is annotated as transcription initiation factor TFIID subunit 6. Gene Ontology annotation, cellular component: transcription factor TFIID complex. Bases 1 to 1389 code for a protein of 462 amino acids. The record is from RefSeq and is a predicted model, not a curated record. The transcript is spliced from 4 exons. Gene Ontology annotation, molecular function: RNA polymerase II general transcription initiation factor activity. NCBI's taxonomy places the organism in Eukaryota, Fungi, Basidiomycota, Microbotryomycetes, Sporidiobolales, Sporidiobolaceae. Gene Ontology annotation, biological process: transcription initiation at RNA polymerase II promoter; RNA polymerase II preinitiation complex assembly.
AUGGCUUCGACUUCCGCCGGCCCCGCCCUCUCCAUCGCCGCGACUCGCCCGCGCAGGACUCGUCGGCCAAACCGCAUCGCCGCGCAAGGCUCAGACGACGAGUACGGUGGUGGAAGACGCUUGCGGGUGCGCGUCGGGCAGGGCGGACCGGGCCCGAACCCGGCAGACUCGGUGGGAUGGGACCGCGAACUCGACUCGGAUCCGGACGAGCCUCUCGCUGUCGAGGAGCAGUUCAUCUUGCGUGUACCGCCGGAGGUUGCACCGAAGCUGCGGGAACAGGUGGACAAGCGCGACGUGCCGCAGGACGUCUGGUUCAAGUUCAAGGAUUCGAGGAGGGCGGUCUUUCAUCUCGGCCACAAGCUCUACGGCGCCAAGCUCGUCGACUUGCCGUCCAUCGUCGAAAGUCAGCGCUUGACGGGCGUGGGAGGACAGACGGUCAAAGUGGCCGACAUCAGUCAGAUGUUGCUCGUCGAGGAGGAGAUUCGUGAGGAGGGCGAAGUCACGCACAACAAGGUCUUCAACAUCGAGGACUUUGUCUAUCCGCAUGGCAUCACUCCUCCGCUCAAGCACGUUCGCAAGCGUCGCUUCCGGCGGCGGGCAAAUAGGCGGACCAUCGAGCAGGUUGAAACGGCGGUGGAAAAGCUGCUGGAGGCGGAUGCGAGGGCAGAGCAGGUGCAGUUCGAGAUGCUCGACUACGAUGUCCCCUCCGACGACGAAGAUUACGAUCCUACACAACGACGAAACGACAUCGAGUCGAUCGGAGCGCCGACACCUCGACCAGACGGCGCCGUUUCGUCUCCCGCACCAUUCGGCGAUGAUGGGGAGAGUCAGCGCGGCGAGGAGGAGGACGAUGAGGAGAGUGAUGAAGCAGGGAGCGGGUACGACAGCGACUUGGCGAAGGAGAUCGAGAAGGACCUGAACAUGGCCAAUAAGGGUGCGGGCGGGACGGACGAGUCGGGGACGGAGGAUGACGAGGAUGGAGACGGCUUGUUCGGGUCGGACGACGACGACGAUGACGAGGAGGAGGCGGUCGAUGCGGAGACGCUCGAGGCGCGCAAGAGGCUCAAGCUGCUGGCGGAGGAGAUGAGCGACCUCGACCGCGCCAUCGCUGCGAAGGAGGUCGAGCUGAGCAAGGCACCCAAUCCGAUCUUCAAGAAACGCUUUGAGGAAGUCAUCAAAAAGCUUGCGACAGAGCGCGACCUCAAGAAGAAUCAGCACGCCCAGGUCGCCCGCGAGCUCGACAAGAAGCGCGAGGACGCUGCCGCUGCCGCUACACAGGCCGCUGCGGACCCGCCUUCGAUGAGCGCGGUCGUCCAGCCUGUCGUCGGAGGGAGCGGGACGCCUGCUUCGGGAGGCGGGAGCGCAGGAGCCGCGAUGGACCAGUCGUAG